This is a messenger RNA of Raphanus sativus (radish), 1527 nucleotides long. Its product is annotated as protein trichome birefringence-like 28. Gene Ontology annotation, cellular component: Golgi apparatus. Bases 93 to 1394 code for a protein of 433 amino acids. Gene Ontology annotation, molecular function: O-acetyltransferase activity. The transcript is spliced from 5 exons. NCBI's taxonomy places the organism in Eukaryota, Viridiplantae, Streptophyta, Magnoliopsida, Brassicales, Brassicaceae. The record is from RefSeq and is a predicted model, not a curated record.
AAAUCCAUCUCUCUCUCUGAGCCACCUACCGACACUAACAUAACUGUUCAACAACGUCAUCUUCUUUCUUCUUUACUCUUCUUCUUUGUCAGAUGCAACCCUCGAAAACAAGAGGUCCAUUGUUCGAAACAGGAGCGAGCAUGAAACAAAUGCGAAAGAAUAAUCUUUCGAUCUUUGCCGUCCUCUUCUCCCUUUUUCUCGUCGGGAUCAUCAUGUACAACGACAACGUCAAAUCCAUUGCGUACUUAACAUCUUCAAGCCCAUUCUCUAGUUUAUUUGAAGACGGAGGGGCCGUGGGGUUGCCACCGGAGGAGUGCGAUCUCUUCACCGGAAAAUGGGUUUUCGACAACAAGACACAUCCAUUGUACAAAGAGGAGCAGUGCGAGUUCUUGACCGAGCAAGUGACUUGCUUAAGAAACGGAAGAAAAGAUUCUCUGUUUCAGAACUGGAGAUGGCAACCUAGAGACUGUUCUUUGCCAAAAUUCAAAGCAAGAGUGUUGCUAGAGAAGCUAAGGAACAAGAGGUUGAUGUUUGUCGGUGACUCGCUUAACCGGAACCAAUGGGAAUCUAUGGUUUGUUUGGUUCAAUCAGUGAUUCCUCCCGGUAGAAAGGGCUUGAACCAGACCGGUUCUCUCACCACUUUUCAAAUCCAGGACUAUAACGCCACGGUGGAGUUUUAUUGGGCACCGUUCUUGGUGGAAUCAAAUUCAGACGAUCCAAGAAAGCAUAGUAUAAUCGAUCGUAUAAUAAUGCCAGAGUCCAUUGAGAAGCAUGGAGUCAACUGGAAAGACGUUGACUUUCUUGUCUUCAAUAGUUACAUCUGGUGGAUGAACACCGUCUCCAUCAAAGUCUUACGAGGAUCGUUCGAAGAAGGUGACACAGAGUAUGAUGAGAUCAGACGGCCAAUAGCGUACGAGAGAGUGUUGAGGACAUGGGGAGAUUGGGUGGACCACCACAUUGAUCCUCUACGUACAACUGUUUUCUUCAUGAGCAUGUCUCCACUACACAUUAGGAGUUCGGACUGGGGUAAUCCUGAUGGUAUACUAUGCGCAUUAGAGACAACACCGAUCCUAAACAAGUCCAUGAUGUUCAACGUUGGGACGAAGUACAGGCUGUUUUCGGAGAUAGGAACGGACUACAGACUGUUUUCAUCUGUUGAAAACGUCACGCAGUCUAUGAAAGUUCCUAUACGUUUCCUCAACAUCACUGGGUUGUCUGAGUAUCGUAAAGAUGCACAUACUUCAGUUUACACGAUCAAGCAAGGUAAACUGCUGACGAAGGAACAGCAAAACGAUCCAGCCACUUACGCGGACUGUAUCCACUGGUGCUUGCCUGGCCUGCCUGAUACUUGGAAUGAGAUUCUUUAUACAUUUAUCAUCUCAAAAUCGUCAUGACCCAAUUGAACCUCUCAUCCUUUUUUUGUUGUUUUAAAAAAUUCUUGUGAUGUAUUUUUCUUUUUGAUCAAAUUCUUGUGAUGUAUAUAAAGGGACAUCAUGUUUUGAUAUAUGCAAAGCGGUCUUAUAUGUA